ACACCACCGCUUCUCCUCCCACUCUUAUAAACCCUCCUCCUAGCUCACUGGUGUAGGCAAUAGCAGCUACAUUUCAGCAAACAGAUGGCAGGCAGAUUGGGAAGAAGAGUAAUAAACUUCGCAAACCUCCCCAUAAAACUCCUGAUGCCUACAACAUACACAAAUAUCUCUGAAAUCGCACUAAAAACAAUCCCUUCAGCCUCCAAAAUCGAAAUCAAGCGCGUCCUCGAAUCGCUCUACGGCUUCGACGUCGAAAAGGUACGCACUCUUAACAUGGAAGGAAAAAAGAAGAAACGCGGCGGAUUCCUAAUCGCCAAGCCUGACUAUAAAAAAGCAUACGUCACGCUUAAAACUCCCCUCUCGAUUUCGCCCCAUUUAUUUCCGAUUAGAGUUAUUGAGGAAGAGAGGGCGAAAAUGAGUAAGAAGGCACCGGAGAGUAGUUUUGUUGAGGAUAAUAAGAAUCACUGGCUUCAUGACAAGAAGAAGGAAAGUGUCGGCGGCGGCAGCGGAUGGCGCGGCGGUCGUGGUCGCGGUGAUGUGGCGACUGAGAAGGCUAAGUUUCCUUGGAGCAGCAUGAGGAGCUCCACUGCUAAUUCUAGGUAGUGUAGAUUUUCGGGUUUUAUUUUAAUUGAGAAAUGAGAAAUGUUGGUUGAUUUUGGUAAAUUCUGGUUUACUAUGAUUAUUUGUGUUGGAUAUUAUCGGAUUUAAUUUGAUUGGUGCUGCUGAGAUAUUAUAUAACAUGGGAAUAAUGGUGUUCUUACAUUGAUGGUAGCUA
Messenger RNA from Populus euphratica (Euphrates poplar), 775 nucleotides. Its product is annotated as Ribosomal protein L23/L15e family protein. The transcript has a single exon. Bases 85 to 603 code for a protein of 172 amino acids. Gene Ontology annotation, biological process: mitochondrial translation. Gene Ontology annotation, molecular function: structural constituent of ribosome. Lineage: Eukaryota; Viridiplantae; Streptophyta; Magnoliopsida; Malpighiales; Salicaceae. The record is from RefSeq and is a predicted model, not a curated record. Gene Ontology annotation, cellular component: mitochondrial large ribosomal subunit; ribosome.